GCUCCGCCACUAGCCGGUUACAAGUGUAAGCACCACGGCGAGACGAAAAGUAGCUCCCCUCGCCACGCUCCUGUACUGCACCGCCCCACACCGUGUCCAGUCCAUUCAAUUCCCAUAUAAAAGAUCGAGACAGGCGAGCGCAGAUCGAGCAGAUCGAUCGAUGGCCGACCACCACCACCACUAUACCCAGCUCGGCGGCGGCAGCGGCAGUGGCGGCGGCGGUGGCAGCCCUCCGGAGCUGCUGCACGGCGGCGGCGGGUCCGGGGACCAGGGGAUCAAGGAGCAGGACCGGCUGCUGCCCAUCGCCAACGUGGGGCGGAUCAUGAAGCAGGUGCUGCCCCCCAACGCCAAGGUCUCCAAGGAGGCCAAGGAGACGAUGCAGGAGUGCGUGUCCGAGUUCAUCAGCUUCGUCACCGGGGAGGCCUCCGACAAGUGCCACAAGGAGAAGCGCAAGACCGUCAACGGCGACGACGUCUGCUGGGCCUUCUCGGCGCUCGGCUUCGACGACUACGUCGACCCCAUGCGCAGGUACCUCCUCAAGUUCCGCGAGCUCGAGGGCGACCGCGCCGCGGCCGCCGCCUCCUCCCGCGGGGGCCUCCCCGUCCCCGACGCCUCCACCUCCGGCGCCGGCGCCAGCGGCUCCGGUAAUUUCAUGUUCGAAGCCAUGGACAGGAGGGAUAACACCGGCCCCGGCGCCGGCAGGCAGUUUUGAACUAGCAGCUAAUACCUACUCCAUCAGAUCAGGCACGCGUCCAUCUUCUUGCUUGAUCCAUGCCGCAAGGGCUGGCUAGCUAGCUA
Hordeum vulgare subsp. vulgare (domesticated barley) is the source of this 798-nucleotide messenger RNA. Its product is annotated as nuclear transcription factor Y subunit B-1-like. The transcript has a single exon. Gene Ontology annotation, cellular component: nucleus; CCAAT-binding factor complex. Bases 161 to 712 code for a protein of 183 amino acids. The record is from RefSeq and is a predicted model, not a curated record. Gene Ontology annotation, biological process: regulation of transcription by RNA polymerase II. Gene Ontology annotation, molecular function: DNA-binding transcription activator activity, RNA polymerase II-specific; protein heterodimerization activity; RNA polymerase II cis-regulatory region sequence-specific DNA binding. Lineage: Eukaryota; Viridiplantae; Streptophyta; Magnoliopsida; Poales; Poaceae.